Molecule: messenger RNA, 1143 nt
Organism: Neurospora tetrasperma FGSC 2508
Lineage: Eukaryota; Fungi; Ascomycota; Sordariomycetes; Sordariales; Sordariaceae
Exons: 5
Coding region: 1-1143 (380 amino acids)
Source: RefSeq, a predicted model, not a curated record
AUGUCAAUCGACGGCAGUCGCGUUGGGAUCGCGAUCGCCGUCGGUGGAUUUGUUUGUUCGUCUUUGCCGCACGUCAUACUGGGGAUUUCUGGUGGGUUUUCGGCGGGCUUAGCGGGCAUUCUUUUGAAGAGCGGGGCUCAGGAGAUAGUGGACCCUGAAAUGCGAAAAUGGUCCACUAAAACCCAUGUCUUUGUGCGGACUCAAUACAUGAUUGGUGAAAAAAAGCAGUCCACUUUACUCAGAACGACGGGGGCAGUCCUCUUCAGAACCAAAGCGAACCACAAGAGUGGACUUAUGACGAAUGCCAAGCGCCCCACCUCUUAUCCGCUGUCGGGUUCGGUUCCACCGGUGGGCGCCGGAAAGGAAGGGAGAAUGGAUGCCUCGACGACCUCGUUGGACAAUUCAACUCGGUUGACUAGUACGGGCAAUGAUCGUGGCGAGCCACAGCAAGCAGCCAGGCUUACAAACCUAAGCCGGUGCUUUUUACACUGCCUGGCAACCACAUGGUCUGCACUCUGGAUCGGUAUCGUGAGCUUCGAGCUUGGUGGUUUGGCAAACGGUCCUAUCUCGCAAAUCGUGAACAAUCGGGAGUUUAGAGCCCGAUGCGUGGAUUCUGCUUCCGGAAUCGAGGGCAUGCCAACCCGACCGCGUCUCGUCAAGCGAGAUGCACUCAAGGAGGCAGGACGCCGCAGUCAGGAACCUCAACAUCCAAAAUCCAAUGGUGGGGCAGGCUUACGGUUCGGCGGGACUUGCGAAUAUUCUGUUCAACGAAUCCAGUUUAGUCCCGGCUUCAUUCACAAUGAUCAUCGAUCUCUAGGAACCCAAGAAGGGUUGCUGCUGGGUCCGUUACGCAAACGGGCCGUAGCCGCGAGGACCGUCAUUGUCCGUGGAUACUGGCGACUUACAAAUGAACACCCCGGUCAACAAGGAGACAAGCCACACCCGACACAUGCCUGCCAUUUGCGACCUCCCUCAACCUACCAGAACCGUCACUUAUUCGUGCAGACCCACUCAAUAUGGACGAUCAACCCCAAUACUUGCCAUUUCUUGUUCAAGCAAUGGGACCGGGGUGUUGUUCACUUGCACUUGGCCCUCUCCGUAUCUUGCACAGUACACCAGAGAAAGCGCAGAGAGAACAAGUGA